UAUCAAGACACACCUGUAGAAGGCGAAGCACCUCCUCCGAAAAGACUGCUUGAGUUCUUUGGACAAAUCAACAAGGUUUCAAAUGAGUUCGCGAGACAGAAUUACGCGGGUAGACCGCAUGCGCGUACGUGUUUGAUUUUGUCGAAGACGCAGAGUCAGAAUAUUAACAAUUGAUUGCAAAAGAUCUCGCAUAUCUCGCAACACUUCCACAACAUCGAAGGCGUGGAGCAGCGCACAUGCUGCUCGAACGAGGCACGAAGAAGGCCGACGAAGCGGGACUUGACAUGUAUCUCCAAGCGUCUCCUGAGGGUGCCAGACUGUAUAAGAAGUUCGGAUUCGAAGAAAAGCAGUACGAGGAUGUGGAUCUGAAACCGUUUGGAGUGGACAUGGUCAGUUCAAGAACGUAUAUGAAAAGAAAGGCCGGAGGGAUUCGUCAAUAAAGUGUAUGCGAACAGGCCGUUGAGGGUUCUUCGUGUACAUGUAACGGUGGUCUACAGGAAGAGCUAUCCGGAUUCAGAAUUGGAGUAGAAUGUGUAGGCUUCAGCUUAUGAGAAAGAAGGCGACAAAUAACUCUCAAGAUUGACACCUGGUCAUCAAAGAGUACGGUAUGCACGAUUGGCAGGGGAAUGGAAUUAGAUUCCGGAGAUUGAGCACGACGAUCAUUCAUGUCUCGAAGCUUUCUCCAGGAAAGUUUCAUGGGUGGGUCUGGGCAUGGACGUGCGGGCGGCAGGAGCGGGCAGUCGUUGGCAACGAGGAGCGCUCUGCGGUUUUGCGCUGCCCAUCAUGCGACCAGCGACCGGGU
Molecule: messenger RNA, 802 nt
Organism: Aureobasidium pullulans EXF-150
Lineage: Eukaryota; Fungi; Ascomycota; Dothideomycetes; Dothideales; Saccotheciaceae
Exons: 1
Coding region: 237-440 (67 amino acids)
Source: RefSeq, a predicted model, not a curated record